AUGGCGCCGCUGCAUCUGGCUGCGCUCAGCGGCAGCGCAGAGGUGGCUCGCUUGCUGUCGCACGCAGCCGCGCUGGGGCCCUCGCCGGGCCUCAGGCUGACCGAGGGAGUGGCACCGCCGCCGCCGCCGCCGCCGCCGCCGCCGCCGCCGCCGCCGCCGCCGCCGCCGCCGCGGCGGAGCGCCGACCGGCCGACGGUCGCGUUCGCGAUCGUGCUCACGAAGGACGGCCCUUACCUGGACGGCGCGGCGGUGCUGGCGGAGGCGGUGAUGGGCAGCUGGCGCGGCCCCAACUCCUCCUCGUCGGGAGCACCGGGCGGGGCGGCCUCGCAGCCGGCGGUCGACUACGAGCUGGUCGCGAUCGUGGCGCGGAACGUGACGGCGAGCCGGCCGGUGCUGCGCUUCCUGGGCUACCGCGUCCUCGAGCGGCCCCUGCCGGUGGCGGUCGCGGACAUCGCGCCCGGCUUCCUGCGCGACCGCAUCGCCGCCAGGGGCUGCUGCGGCGCCGACGAGCUGCUCAAGCUCUGGGCCUACUCGCUCGCCGAGUACAGCCGCGUGCUGCUGCUGGACAUGGACUCGCUCGUGCUGCGCAACCUCGAUGAGCUCUUCUUCGCCAACCGCCCCGCCGCCGCCGGCGGGGGCCGCGUCCGCGGCCUCGCCGCCGCCGCCCUGACCGCCGCCGAGGCGCGCACCGCGACCGAGGAGGGGAGGGCCGGCAGCCGGCCGCCCGGCGGCGGCGUCGGCCGCGGCGAGGGCCCGCGCAAGGACCGGCGCCACGACGCCCCGGCGGCCAACGUGGAGGGCGCGGCGGCGGCGGCCGCGGGCGGCGGCGGCGGCGGCGGCGGCGGCGGCGAGGGCGUGGAGCUGCUCUUCACGUACGACUACGGCAUGGACGGCGGCGGCACGGCGGCGCCGCCCGCGCAGGGGGGCUUCCUCGCGCUCCGCCCCUCGGCGGCCGCCUUCGCGGCGCUCUGCGCCGUCGUGCGCGGCGGCGACUUCCGCAAGGGUCAGGGCUGGGCCGGGUCCCUCAUCGGGCCCUACUGGGGCGGCAUGACCAUCCAGGGCCUCGUGCCCUACUACUACCUGCGCGUCGAGCCGACGGGCCGGGCCGCCCGCGAGGUCGACCGCUGCAUCUACAAUAACAUGGCCGACAACGCGCGCUGCCGCGCCACGCCGCUCGCCGACAUCGCCAACGUCCACUUCACCGUCUGCCAUAAGCCCUGGAUCUGCCUCGCCCACCACGAGUACGACCUCUGCUCCCGGCUCCACGACCGGUGGUUCGCCCUCCGCGCGCGGCUCGAGCGCCGCCUCGGCCUGCCGCCGCCGCCCCGCGGCCCGCGCUUCGCGAAGCUCGGCCGCGGCGGCUGCGCCCACGGCGGGCCCAAGGGCUACGUGCCCGUCGCCAUCGCGGACGCCAUGGCGCGCCUCGGGCCCGGCCACGUCGUCUUCCCGCCGACCCGCGGCGCCCGGCGGUCGUCCCGCGCCCGCGGCGCCGUCGCCGAGCGCUAG
This is a messenger RNA of Emiliania huxleyi CCMP1516, 1506 nucleotides long. RefSeq lists its product as hypothetical. Lineage: Eukaryota; Haptophyta; Isochrysidales; Noelaerhabdaceae. Gene Ontology annotation, molecular function: glycosyltransferase activity. The coding region runs from base 1 to 1506 and encodes 501 amino acids. The record is from RefSeq and is a predicted model, not a curated record. The transcript is spliced from 2 exons.